AUUAGGAAAUGGCCAGUUUCUAAGGCCGUGGAAGAUUUUCUCAGGAAGUGUGAGGUGCAUGCGGAUGAAUCACUGACACAGUUUUGCCAUGACCACGGUCAGCUGUGCUGCUCUGCAUGUGUUGGAACAAUUCACAGCCAGUGCAGUAAAGUGACCCAGAUUUCGGAGCUGACCAACUCGCAGCCCACAGGCCUAGAGGGGCUGUCAGUGGAGCUGGAAACUGUCCUGGGGGAAAUUAAAACCCUGCAAAUCAGUCAGAAGGCCAGCAUUCAGUCAUUGCAGAGAACAUACAAGGAACAUAGUGCAGUUAUGAUAGAGCAAAUGCUUGGCAAUUUAAAUACUUAUAUAGAUGAAUGUGAUAAUAAUUCUGUGGGUACAUCAGGCGGAAAUGAGCAAUAUUUAAAAGAAGAGAUGUGUAGGAGUGUUCUCUCUAUCGUGAAUGAAUUUGAUAAUAUUACUACGAAGGAACUUAACGAGAUGAAAGAUGAAGUUAUAAGUAUUAAAGAGUCAGUUACAAGUUCUAUUCAUAAAUGCACCACUCUUCACAAUGACUUGUCACAAUUCCAUGAACUUGUUCAGAAAAUUGGAGAUAAUAAGGAGCUCUGUCUUAUAGCCAGCAUAAAAUGUAAGCAUAUAAUACAGCAAGCAUUGACUCUGCUAGGAAAGUCAGGCAAGGCGUUUAACGUCCAGCGGAAGUCUGUGCACAAUGUGAGAAUACCAAGUGAUUCAUAUGAAUGUAGUAUCGCAGGCAUAUGUGUUCUGACUGAUGGGCAGGUGCUGGUCGCAGACUCGAAGAAUAAGAGGAUCAAGCUGCUGAACCAGCAGUACCAGGUGGUGAAUCACUGGGAUGUGACUGCUGGGCCAUGGGACAUAUGUUUGAUCACAUCCAGUGAGGUUGCAGUGGCUGUGAAUGACCAUGAUAGCAAGAUACAUGAGGUCCAGUUUAUCACUGUCAACCAGGGAAAGCUUGUUUCUGGCAGGAAGUUUCAGUUACAACAUGAAUGUACAUGUAUUACCCAUCACCAAGGAGACCUUUUUGUCACCUCUGGUAAAGAAUUGUACAAAUACACGCUGAAUGGCAAACAGCUCUGCAGACUCUACCAAGAUAGAUCAGCUGAUAAUGAUUGGACAGGUGGGCUGGGAGGGAGAGAGUAA
Molecule: messenger RNA, 1155 nt
Organism: Dreissena polymorpha
Lineage: Eukaryota; Metazoa; Mollusca; Bivalvia; Myida; Dreissenidae
Exons: 3
Coding region: 310-1155 (281 amino acids)
Molecular function (GO): protein binding
Source: RefSeq, a predicted model, not a curated record